CGUUGGAGCAACACAGCUCAGCAGCUCUAGCUCUAGCUCCCCCGCUUGGGCGCGAGGGAGAAAUAACAACGUGACAUUGAUUGAGGUGGCAGGCGGCCAACGCGUCAGCCAAUGCAACUAGGAUGGAUUGGUACCGGCGCUGCUUUGAUCAACAUUAAUUGUCCGGGAUGUAUUUUUUUUUUUACAGUGUGCUUUGAUGUGGUUGUUGCAAAGAGUUUCAGCACGCUGUAGCGCGCAGUGUCACAGACUUUCUAUACAGCGUUUUAACAGCCGUUGCGGUGACUGCACCAACAAACAAAACCCAUGUUGUGGUGCACCUAAAGGAGGAAACCGUCACCUCUGCUUCGACUGAAACUGCAUCAUCGCCCCAACUAACAAGAACACUCCUCAUGACAGUGCCAGCGCCCACAAGAAGAAGCAAACCAGCAUAACGUGACUGUAGACCCAGACCUGAGCUAGCAGCAGACUUAAUGUGCCUUAGCUAGCUAGUUAGCUAGCUGAGUUUGCUAGCUACGUCAAGAACUUUGUUGGCAAUCUACCAACUCUGGAUAUCAGCUGUGUUUUUAACCCAGUGGCUCUGGUCAAAGUACCACUUUAGAUGUAGCUAGUUAUCGCCGUCUGACUAACUCGUUACAGGAGAUAAAGUGGGGAACAUAAUGCGUGUUGCAGUUGCCAAAGUUAGGUAACAUCUAGCUAGCUAGCUUGCAAGCCAUGCUAGUUUUUCUUAACGUGACUGGCUGGCUGUUGUGAAUGAAUGUGUCGUAGGCAGCAUCGGGUGUUGUCUGGCUGUCGCGCCUUCACUGAAACGCUGCUGAUGACUCGUUUAUGAUCAGACAAAAACACUUUGUGUUGUCUCCUGACACGCCUGGGACAAAGAAACACAGAUUUUAUUUGACAAGAAUACCUGGAUCUGUGUGAGAAUAGUAUCAUGGGAUCUCUGAAGGCUCUGCAGGAGUGGUGUCGGAUACAGUGUGACAAUUACAACGAUGUGGAAGUAAAGGACAUGUCAACGUCCUUUCGGGACGGUUUGGCGUUUUGUGCCAUAAUUCAUCGUUACAGACCAGAAUUGAUAAACUUUGACGCGCUGUCUAAAGAGAAUGUCUAUGAGAACAACCGACUGGCGUUUGAAGUGGCAGAGACAGAGCUGGGGAUUCCCGCCCUGUUGGACCCAGAAGACAUGGUGUCCAUGAAAGUGCCUGACCGGCUCAGUAUCAUCACAUACGUUUCCCAGUACUACAACUUCUUCAACAACAAGUCUCAAGCAAACCCCCCUUGCAUGAAAAGGCUGAGUUCUGUCGGUCUGAAUGAGCCAGCCCAGAAAAGACCCCCGACCCCUUUGGAAGACAAAGUGGUUGAGUCUGAGCCGAGCCGGCCCGCGCCGACCGGUGUAGAAGCGGUUGCAGACGUCAAGCGCAGCACGCUGAGCAGCACCUGCGCCGCCUGCCAGAAACAUGUCCACCUGGUGCAGAGGUUUCUGGUGGACGGCAAGCUCUACCAUCGCAACUGCUUCAGGUGCGUAGAGUGUCACAGCACUUUGCUCCCUGGAUCCUACAAAUUAGGAAGCAACUCCGGGGCCUUGGUCUGUACGCAUCACCUUGCAAGGCACGCCUUAGCCAAUCGGAACGGCCGGCUAGAUCUUAGUGAGAGACCAGUGGCAGGUCAGUCUGCCAGGAUUGGUCGCAGCGCAAGUCCUCGCGCCUCGCCCUCUGAGAGGGACCGGACCGAGACUCCUUCUCCAGUAAGCCAAACGACUGACGCGGCCGUGCCUACCGACGACUCUGCCACAGGCGCUGCUGUUACGGCAAAUGCGGCCGACUCUUUGGAGACGGCAAAAGAGGUGGAUGGAAGUGGCGAGACAGAGGUGAUCCCACGCUCUGCUUCUCCUCCCAACCCUUUUGACGAGAGCGAUGAAGAGGAGGAAGAGGUGGAGAAAGAGGAAGAGACUAAAACACCAGCCGAAUUAACCACCAACGAGGACCUUCCUUCCACGCCGAUCAGUCGUCAUGAAGGUGCCAGUCGGCCGGUACCGGCCCCCCGCCGGGUCCCUGAGCCCACCCCUCCUCCUCCUCGCCCUGCCCCUCGGGUUCGGCUACCCCGUACGGCAGACGGCCCUCCAGUCGGUGAAUCCCAGAAGCCUCCGAUUCCUCCCAAACCUCGAGAAAGAUCCCAGUCUCCUGGAAGCCUGUCCGGUGGCACCCAUAAACCCAAAGACCCACCUUGGCUCGCCCUGGUCCAAUCAGAAGCCAAGAAGAAGAAAGCCCCUCCCCCUCCCCCUGUCGGACUGGCAACCCCUCCCAAUACAGGCUCUCUGUCCUCUCUCAAAGGGGAGGGCUCCAGGCCCAGCACGCCCCCUCCACCCUCCAACCCAUUCGAGGACGAUGAGGACAAUGAUGAGAAUGGCGAGGCAGAGGAAGAAGAGGGGAGCGCAGGAAGUGCCAUUCCAUCCACAGUUGUGGCUAGUCACCCCUGGUACAGCAUCUCUCAGGCGGCUGACGCGCCAGCAGCAGACACUCCCCCCAGUGGAGGAAGCUCGUCCCGCUCCGCCAGCCCCGGGAGCGCUAAGAGCAAGAAACGGCCGGCACCUCGCGCUCCACAGCCACCUGCAGGGCACCAGGUUUUCCCUCCCUCUCAGUCCUCCUCUUGCUCUCCCUCUCCAGCUCUGAGCACAGAGAGUCUGUCCUCUGGCUCGGACCACAGCUCCUCCCACCCCCCUGCGGGUGGCAGUGCCAGCAGCGACCAGGAGCACGCCUUCACCAAAAGUGUGUCGGAGCCUUCCAUCUGUUCACCGUGUGACUCUGCGGCGUCUCCUUCCUCCUCCUCCUCCUCCUCCUCGACCGGGCGCCUGCCUCAUCCUUCCCUAAGCCCCUACCCUUCUCCCAUGCCGUCAAAUGCCAGCUCAGCUCCGGCCACCCCACAGACCAGUCGCAGUUUUGGGAGCCAAGGGGCCGGAGCCCCACCACCACCACGACCCCCAACAACCCCCAGCCCAUUGGCCUCAGAGGCCACCCAAUCACACAAUAAGCGGAUCUGUAAGGAGAACCCGUUUAACAGGAAGGCUUCCCCCUCCCCUGCUAAAUCCAAAACCAAACCACCAAAAGGCCCUCGUCCUGCCAGACCCCCGGCCCCCGGCCAUGGCUUCCCUCUAAUCAAACGCAAGGUGCAGUCAGACCAGUACAUCCCAGUGGAGGACAUCCACGGGGAGAUGGGGCAGCUGGAGAAGCAGCUGGACGAACUGGAGCAGAGGGGAGUGGAGCUGGAGAAGAAGCUGAGAGACAACCCCAACGAUGAGGAUGAGGAGCACCUGUUGGUGGACUGGUUCACUCUCAUCCACGAGAAACACCUUUUAGUGCGACGAGAAGCCGAGCUGGUCUACACAGCGAAGCAGCAGAACCUGGAAGAGAGGCAAGCUGACGUGGAGUAUGAGCUGAGGUGUCUUCUCAACAAACCAGAGAAAGACUGGAGCGAGGAGGACAAGAGUCGGGAGCAGGAGCUAAUGGCUGAGCUGGUUACCAUCAUUGAACAGCGCAACCAAAUCGUCAACAGCAUGGACCAGGACAGGCAGAGGGAAGAAGAGGAGGAUAAACUUGUGGAGGCCAUGCUGAAGAAAAAAGACUUCCAUAAGGAUCCGGACGUUGACCAGCAGAAGAAAAAAGGGGCAAAGUUCAAACCCAUUAAGGUGCUCAAGCGGCUGAGCCAUAAAGGAGAACCAGGCAAGAGCCCCCGCAAGGAGAAAACACCAUAGAAAGGGACGCAUCCUCCUCCAAGAGGAUAGGAGACGGUUUCCUAUAUAACGGUGUCAUUAAUGACUUGGAAGUGCAACCCAGAAUCCAUUCCCUGCUCCCAUCUUACUUGAUGCUUCUCCAAAAACAAGUCUCUUCAGUGACUAUUUUUUAGUUGCCUCCGUGUGUUUUAAAGAGACAAGAUAACAACUCAACCUCUUUUUAAGAGCGGACGUGUUUGUAAGCUCUCUGGCCUUUCAAGCCAGUGAACUGUACACUGCACUGAUUAGUUGUGUGUUGC
Messenger RNA from Perca flavescens (yellow perch), 4020 nucleotides. RefSeq names its product MICAL-like 1a (gene micall1a). The transcript is spliced from 16 exons. Bases 929 to 3742 code for a protein of 937 amino acids. Gene Ontology annotation, molecular function: protein binding. The record is from RefSeq and is a predicted model, not a curated record. Lineage: Eukaryota; Metazoa; Chordata; Actinopteri; Perciformes; Percidae.